Molecule: messenger RNA, 2294 nt
Organism: Schistosoma spindalis
Lineage: Eukaryota; Metazoa; Platyhelminthes; Trematoda; Strigeidida; Schistosomatidae
Source: the annotation of a GenBank genome assembly
AUGGCGAAAAACAAAAAGUUGGACGACGACGUCACCGUUAUCGUAGAUAAACCAGAUGAUGUAAAACUGAAGCGAUCUAUCGGUAUUGUAACCAGUAUCACCAUCAUAGUAGGAUCAAUGAUUGGUUCAGGAAUAUUUGUCAGUCCUACUGGUAUUUUGCUGAAUGUUAGAAGUAUAGGAGCUAGUCUAAUUAUAUGGGUUGCAUGUGGGAUCUUCAGUAUGCUUGGAGCGUACUGUUAUGCAGAGCUUGGCACAAUAAUAGAACGAUCCGGAGGGGACUAUAUUUAUGUGUAUGAAGCAUUUGGAUCAUUUAUUGGAUUUUUGCGUUUAUGGGUGGAAGUAAUGGUUGUAAGACCUGUAGCAAUCGCUAUUGUGGCUUUAACAUUUGGGGAAUAUGUUGUUGUACCUUUGUAUCCAGACUGUCCACUGCCAUUUACAUUGAUCAGGAUUUUGGCAGUUUUAUGUAUUACAUUUUUAAGCUUCGCCAAUUCGUUUUCAAUCAAAUUUUCAACCAGAAUUCAAGAUAUAUUUACACUUGCGAAACUUGCCGCUCUUAUAAUGAUCAUAGUAACUGGAUUUGUACAGAUUGGAUUUGGUCGUUAUGAAGAGCUGAAAGAACCUUUUGUCGAUUCAGACUGGAGUCCUGGUAAAGUAGCCAAUGCAUUUUACAGUGGUUUAUUUGCUUAUUCUGGCUGGAAUUACUUAAAUUGUAUGAUUGAAGAAAUGAAGAACCCCAGGAAACAUUUGCCCAUAGCAAUAGUGGUAUCAUGCUUACUAGUGACUCUAGUUUACACAGCUGCUAAUGUAGCCUAUGUGACAGUCGUACCAGUUGCAGAGAUUUUGACUACAAGAGCUGUGGCUGUGACAUUUGCUAAUAGAAUAUACGGAAUGUUUUGGUGGAUUAUGCCAAUAUUUGUUGCUUGUUCAACGUUUGGUGGUGCCAAUGGAACUAUAUUAACUACAUCGAGAAUAUUUGUUGUCGCUAGUCAGCUUAAACAAAUGCCAGCGUUUAUCAGUUACUUGCACACGGAUCGAUUAACACCUAUUCCGGCUGUUCUGUUCACUUGUAUCGUAUCAAUAAUUUACUUGCUUGCUGGAGAUAUUUUCACACUUAUGAAUUAUAUGGGUUUUGUUCAAUGGUUGGCAAUUGGUCUUUGUGUUUUGAUUGUAGUAAUUUUUCGAUUUACUCGUCGUAAUAUUCGACGUCCAGUUAAGGCUCCUAUAAUAUUUGCCAUUAUCUACUUAGUAGUUACUGCAUCUCUCCUAAUUUUCUCUUUUUAUGGCUCACCUCGAGAAUCAUUAUAUGGUAUUUUGAUCAUUUUAACCGGUAUACCGGUUUAUAUACUCGGUUGUGCGUGGAGUCCUAAACCGAAAUCAUUUCAGGAAAAAAUGAUAAACAUCACGAUUGGAUUACAAAAACUUUUCCGUAUUGUACCAUCCAGUUGAAGAUAAAAGAUGAAGCAUAGGAUUAUUGUGUAUUGUUGUUAAACAGUCAUUUUGUUGUGCUACACUAGCACUUAUUGUAUAAAGUCACCGUAUGCAAAAAGAUCAUGUAGCCUAUUCAUCCAUCUAGAGCUUUCUGAUUUUGAUUAAAUGCGAUAAACGUUGAUUUCCGAUGUUCGGUUGCUUCUUUUCAAUUGCAAUACUUUUUGUACAUUUUGUCUAAUUUAUGAUUGAAUUUUCUUUCUGAUCAUUCUAUUCACUUUAUUUUUUUCAUUUGAAUUUUUAUAUUUUCGAGAUUAUUUUCCUAAACUUUUCUUGUGACUCGACGGAUUACGUGUAAUGGAGAGUUUCGGGCAUUGCUAAUUGACUACACAACUUACUUGCUUACUUACGCAUGUUACUCCCAAUGGAGCACAUAGGCUGCCGACCACAAUAUACUACACAAAGUUUAAAUGAUUUGAUUCUAUAUCUCUUUGUAUUUUUCAUGAUAAUUGAGUAAACGAAAUAUAUAUAUGUAAAUUGUAUGCAAACCAUUGGUUUUCUUUAUUAAAUCUAUGAUGAUUUGUAUGAUAUUUGUAAUGUAAUGUCUGUGUUAUACUGUCCAUGUUAUAUUUCCAUUCAAAUGUAGUUGUGAUAAAACACACUAUCUUAAGCUAUUACUAUUAUUACUAUUAUUAGUGUAAUCAGCUGUAAUUGUAAUAUGGCUCUAUUGAAUGUUGGAGUAGUCGACUAGGAGUUGUGUUAUGUUCAGUGUUUGGUGCAAACAGUUACUUAGCUGAUGAACUUGUGAAGAGGUGUCAUUCAAAUUGACCUAGAUGACUAAAGAGAUAGAAAACGAAAAUUGAUUCAAU